Messenger RNA from Anopheles cruzii, 4274 nucleotides. RefSeq names its product F-box only protein 11 (gene FBXO11). Bases 1 to 4191 code for a protein of 1396 amino acids. The record is from RefSeq and is a predicted model, not a curated record. The transcript is spliced from 6 exons. NCBI's taxonomy places the organism in Eukaryota, Metazoa, Arthropoda, Insecta, Diptera, Culicidae. Gene Ontology annotation, molecular function: zinc ion binding; protein binding. Gene Ontology annotation, biological process: regulation of apoptotic process; ubiquitin-dependent protein catabolic process; protein ubiquitination.
AUGCCUAGCGCCUCGUUUUCAUCAUCACGAUCCUACGUUCGGCGGUCCCGGCGAAAGGGGAAUCGAAUUCCGCUACCUUCCAGGACUUCCGCACUGUGCGAGCCUCCGGGACAGAACAUUCCAGCGCCCAAUGUCGGAGCAGCACUGUCUUCGAACGGGGCAGGUAGUAGUGGAGGCGGUGGUGGGCCCGCCGUAACAGCUGCGGCACCGCCCGCUCCGGGUGGAACAGCCAGCUCCGUGACAGGCGUUAACACUACGAUCGGUUCCGUCGGCGGAUCGAACAGUAGUUCCUCCUCCAGCAGCAGUAGCAGCAGCAGCAGCAGCAGUAGCAGCAGCAGUUCUAGCAGCGGCAGUAGCGGGUCUUCCACAACGAAUGCUUCUUCCACGAAUGUCACCGCAACGUCAUCCUCACCGCUCGGCUCUUUGGUCGCCUCCUCGUCUGCUUCUUCGGUGGGCGGCUCCUCGUCAACUUUGACCGUUGGAGCUGGAGGUGUGGCGUCGUCCUCGGGGAUGGUCAGCUCUGCUCCCUUGGCGCUUCAUCUGGGCGAUGGAUGUGGUGCCGGUGGCACUUUCAGUAGCUACGGUAAUGCCACCACCACCAAUACCAACGUCAGCAGCAACGAUCCAGCGUCGAUCGCCUCUGCCACGGUGACCGGAUCUUCCUCAACCGUUUCGAUGUCGCUAUCGGCCAUGUCGGCCUCAAUGUACGGCCUCGGAGGCACCGGUGGAUCUUCCACAUCGAUCACGACAGCUUUCGGCUGUUUAGCAGGUAGCUCCUCCACAUCUUCGACCAGCUGCACCACCACCGGGGCAUCGUCCUCCUCGACCGGUGCCGCCGUCUCUUCGGUGACACUGUCGGAGGUGAAACAAUGUUCCAACUCGCCGUACGAUUUGCGCAAAAAGUCUCCACUAACCGCACACGAUUCGGUCACCGGUGCUGGUGCGGGCAGCGGCGGGUGGUUAGGAGGUGGCGGAACAACGCCGACGACCACUACCUCUUCACCGUCGGCGGUAGGAGGAGGGGGUCUUGUGGUGGCCGGAAACUCAUCGGUCGUCUUGGGGUGCUGCACGAACGUGGCCACUUCUUCGUCCUCGUCGUCAUCGGCCUCCUCCUCCUCAUCGUCAACUGUGCCAGCAUCAGUGUCCUCGGGUGGGGCGCUAGGUGGGAUUGGAAUCGGAUGUUCGAGCGGUUCGUCCUCUUCUGGUUCGGGCAGCGGCAUUGGACCACCGGCCGGAGGAAGCGGUGGAGCGAUUAGUGGCACCAGUAGCAGCUUGUUGCAUCCUCAUCACCAUCCGCACCACCAUCACCACAACCACCACCAUCCGUCACACUAUCAGUCGAUAGGGUACGAUCCGAAUGCGGCCGCCUAUAUGCUGCCGGCCCGGAAGCGGCCCCGACGCACCUAUUCCGCCAGUAACGAGAUCGGGGGAGGGCUGGGCGGUGGCGGCGCCUCGAUGGCCGCCGUCACGAUGCAACCUCAGCAACCGUUGCCAGCCACCGGUGCUGCUUCCCCGUCGGCGGGCUUCGGCCGCACAGGGACGGCUGCGUCCGCGGUCGUUUCGCUUACCUCACCCGCCACACCGUCACCGCCGAUGGCGGCUUGCGCCGCGGCAGUGGCCGCCGUAGCCGUUGCCGGCACAAUGUGCAUGCAGUCGGCCGCCCACUACCUGCAGUACGAGAUGCCGGACGAGGUGCUGCUGACGAUCCUCUCCUACCUGUACGAACAGGACCUCUGCCGGGUGGCCCUCGUCUGCAAGCGCUUCCAAACGAUCGCCAACGACAAGGAGCUGUGGAAGCGGCUCUACCAGAGCGUGUACGAGUACGAUCAGCCACUGUUCCAUCCGGAGCCGUGCAAGUUCAGCUUCGUCAAGCCGGACGAAUCGGAGUACGCGAACCCGUGGAAGGAAAGCUUCCGGCAGCUGUACCGCGGCAUCCACGUGCGGCCCGGCUACCAGGACCGGCGCUGUCAGGGGCGUGCGAUCGCGUACUUCAACACGGUGCAGGGUGCGCUGGACUAUGCGGACGAGAAAAGCUCCGCCAGCAACAGCGCCUUGGGGGGAGCCAGCUGUGGCGGGAUCAACGGUGGCAGCGGGAGUGGCAACAAUAAUGUACUGGCCAACAAUAGCAAUAACAGUGGCAGCAACAAUGGCGCCGCUGCUGGUAGCAAUAAUAAUGGCGAUGACAAUGGAACGUCCGCCGCCGGUGGGAUGGGUGGCGGGGCCGGUGUCGGCCCCGGAUCGGCGGAGGUGCUGCUGGGCGGUAGCUUAAUUUUUCUACAUGCCGGCACCUACCGGGGCGAGUUUCUGGUGAUCGAUUCCGAUGUCGCGCUGAUCGGUGCGGCGACGGGCAACGUGGCCGAGUCGAUCAUCCUCGAGCGUGAGUCGGAAUCGACCGUAAUGUUCGUGGAAGGCGCCAAGCAAGCGUACGUGGGCCACAUGACGUUGAAGUUUUCCCCGGACGUCACGUCGACGGUGCCCCACCACAAACACUACUGUCUGGAAGUGAGCGAAAACUGUAGUCCCACGAUCGACCACUGUAUCAUCCGGAGCACAUCGGUCGUUGGGGCAGCCGUUUGCGUUAGUGGCGUCGGAGCGAACCCGCUGAUUAAAUAUUGCGACAUCAGUGACUGCGAGAACGUCGGUUUGUACGUGACGGACUAUGCGCAGGGCACGUACGAGCAUAAUGAGAUCAGUCGCAAUGCGCUGGCCGGCAUCUGGGUAAAGAACUACGCUAGUCCAAUAAUGCGCGAAAAUCACAUCCAUCAUGGGCGCGACGUCGGCAUCUUCACGUUCGACAAUGGCAUGGGUUACUUUGAGAAAAACGAUAUCCACAACAAUCGAAUAGCCGGCUUCGAGGUGAAGGCGGGCGCCAAUCCGACGGUAGUCAAAUGUGAAAUCCAUCACGGGCAAACGGGCGGUAUUUACGUGCACGAAAACGGACUCGGCCAGUUUAUAGAGAACAAAAUCCAUUCCAACAAUUUUGCCGGUGUGUGGAUAACGUCAAACAGCAAUCCGACGAUCAGGAAAAACGAAAUCUACAAUGGCCAUCAAGGCGGCGUGUACAUCUUUGGCGAGGGACGCGGGCUAAUUGAGCACAACAACAUUUACGGCAACGCGCUGGCCGGCAUCCAAAUACGCACAACGAGCGAUCCGAUCGUGCGACACAACAAGAUUCACCAUGGGCAGCACGGGGGCAUCUACGUACACGAGAAGGGCCAGGGAUUGAUCGAGGAAAACGAAGUGUACGCCAACACGCUGGCGGGCGUAUGGAUCACUACCGGCAGCACGCCCGUGCUCCGGCGGAAUCGUAUCCAUUCCGGGAAGCAGGUUGGCGUCUACUUCUACGAUAACGGGCACGGCAAGCUGGAGGACAACGAUAUCUUCAACCAUCUCUACUCGGGUGUUCAGAUACGCACCGGUAGCAAUCCGGUAAUACGGGGUAACAAAAUCUGGGGCGGCCAGAACGGUGGGGUUCUCGUGUACAACGGUGGGCUCGGAUUGCUGGAGCAGAACGAAAUCUUCGACAAUGCGAUGGCGGGCGUGUGGAUCAAGACGGACUCCAAUCCGACGCUGCGCCGGAACAAAAUCUACGACGGCCGGGACGGAGGCAUCUGCAUCUUUAACGGUGGCAAGGGUAUCUUGGAGGAGAAUGACAUCUUUCGGAACACCCAGGCGGGCGUACUCAUCUCGACCCAAAGCCACCCGGUGCUGAAGCGCAACCGGAUCUUCGAUGGGUUGGCGGCGGGCGUCGAGAUCACGAACAAUGCCACUGCCACGCUGGAGUACAAUCAGAUCUUCAACAACAAGUUCGGCGGUCUGUGCUUAGCGAGCGGCGUCCAGCCGAUCGUUGGUGGCAACAAGAUUUUCAACAACCAGGACGAGGUGGAGAAGGCCGUCUCGGGAGGCCAGUGUUUGUACAAAAUCUCGUCGUACACGUCGUUCCCGAUGCAUGACUUUUAUCGCUGCCAUACCUGCAACACCACCGAUCGGAAUGCGAUUUGCGUGAAUUGCAUCAAAACUUGCCACUCGGGCCACGACGUCGAGUUCAUUCGGCAUGAUAGAUUUUUCUGCGAUUGUGGCGCUGGAACGCUCACUAAUCAGUGCCAGCUGCAGGGUGAACCGACGCAGGACACGGACACGCUUUACGAUUCGGCCGCACCGAUGGAAUCGCACACGCUUAUGGUUAACUAGAAGCAGAUUGCUGCGCUCAUCGUACUCUGCUAAACUUCCGUGGCCAUCCCGUUCCAUGUUCCAUACUUCAGUUGCCGUGCAUA